This is a messenger RNA of Microdochium trichocladiopsis, 4563 nucleotides long. RefSeq lists its product as uncharacterized. Gene Ontology annotation, molecular function: tubulin binding; phospholipid binding. The record is from RefSeq and is a predicted model, not a curated record. The coding region runs from base 1 to 4563 and encodes 1520 amino acids. The transcript is spliced from 5 exons. Gene Ontology annotation, cellular component: cell cortex; mitochondrion. Gene Ontology annotation, biological process: establishment of mitochondrion localization; maintenance of protein location in cell cortex; dynein-driven meiotic oscillatory nuclear movement. Lineage: Eukaryota; Fungi; Ascomycota; Sordariomycetes; Xylariales; Microdochiaceae.
AUGGAGGAGGCCGGCAAGCUUGGCACAGCCCUAGUGCAGCAGCGCAAGCAACUCGAGGAGCGGCUCCAAGAUCUGGACAGCAUUCCCGCCGAAGAGGACAUCACCCCGGACCUACGCGAGAAGCUCACAGAGAUCGAGAAGGAGUACAACGAGGUCGCUCGCGAGAGUGCCCGGGCGUUUCUUCCCAAACAGCGCGUCCCUUCAAAUGAGGCCGCAGCCGCCGGUGGCUCGCCUUUUGUGCCUGAAGUGAGGAGUGGCCGACGCUCUGUCAGCCCUUCCAAAUUUGAGGCGCAAGCAACCGGCUCUCCAACAAAGUUGAGCGUGCCCAACAGAAAAAUCCGCAACCAACCAGCGAAUCGGAUCCACGAUAUCGAAUUCGCGACCGAAAUCAGCACAUCUCUGAUUGCACAAGUCCGCAACCUGCAAGCCCUUCUUGCUGAGAAGGAGGAAGAGCUCCGAGAGGUCAAGGUCGAGAAGUCCAAACUCGAGUACGAGGCCGAGGGUUUCCAGCAACGUGUCAAGUCGCUCGAUGAGAGCGAGCAUCGCUACAAGGAUGAAAACUGGAAUCUCGAGACGCAAAUUCAACAGCUCACAGCUGCGCAGAGAGAGGCUGCCGACAAGGAGAAAAAGCUGCUGCAGAAUCUCAACUUACUGCAGGCAGAGAAGAAUGCGGCGCAGCGCGAACUUGACGAGACGAAAUUGAACCAUGCCAAGCUCGUCGAAGAGCAUGCAGCCGCCGUGAAGCAGCAUGACAUCGAGCUGGGCACUGCCAAACGUACCCUGGUCAUGGCAGACUCUGACAAGGCCACGCUCCGCAAAAAGAUCGAUGAUCUCACGGGCCAGAACACCGAGCUGGCCAAGGCCUUUUCAUCCCAAAGAGGACGUGGAAUCGAACGUGAGCCGUUGCCUGGCAUGAGCGACGAAGACUUUGAGACCGCCAACGACAACAUCACUCCCGAGCAUUCCCCGCCUGCUUCGCCAGUCAAGGGCACGACCCCGCGACACUCGAUGCUCGAGACGGAAACCCUCAAGACGUCCUUGGGCCACGCGCAGCGCACCAUCCAAAGUCUGCGUACCAACUAUCAUCGCGAGAAGACGGAGAAAAUGGAGCUGAGGCGAAUGCUUCAGGACGCCCGCGACGAACUCGAGAAGUCACGCCAGGAACCUCUGGGCCUGGCAAAGCGUGCUCGCAAGACCGAAUCUAGAGAGUUUAAGAAGCCACCACGGCUGCUGGGAGGUGUACGUAGCGUGCGCAGCGAGAUCUUUGCGGGAGAGGACCCCAACUGGGAGGACCAGAUCGGAGAGCCCCACAGCCCUUCGCUGUCCAUGUCCUCGGUCCGCACUCCAAGACUCCCGCCGCCCAUGGAGCACGACAGUGACCAGUUCGAGACUGCAAACGACGCCAGUGAUGCUGCGUUCGAGACUGCCAAUGAGAGAGGCACCGAUACAGACUUCCAUACUGGUGCCGAAGAGUUUACUAGCGACGAUGCACAGACCGAAACGGAGAGUCCGUCGAAGAGGGCCACUAAGGCAAAGACGCGGCCGGUCUCUGGAUUGACGCGUAGUGACUCCCUUCUCAGCUCGGCUUCGACUGAAGAUGAUGAGUACCCGUUCGAAAGCGACACGCGAAGUCUGAACGCUUUCCCGCCCUUGCAAGCUCGCUUUCCUCUGCGAGUAAGUCGCGGCGCCAACAGACGCUCCCGUUACCCCAGCGAAGAGCCCAACCUGCAAAGCAGCCCCGCCAGUCUCGUCGCCAGUAGCACUGCAGGGACGCCUCAUCAGACCCCGAUCCAAAGUUUGGCUGCUGAGCUGGGCGAUUUUGAUGGCAGCGACAAUGAGUCCACCCUCUCUGCAACCCCUAGCAGGAGAUCCCUCCGUGCAAGGACUGCUUCUCCCCCGCCUGCAUUGCCCCCUCUGCCGAGGCUUCCUAUGGUAGAUAGCGGCACCAUGACCGACUCACUCGUGAGCAGCUCCUGGGACGAAAGACCCAUUUCCAUGGCUACUGUUGCGAGCGGCCUGUCCACAGCAUCAUAUAGUGACGCUGGCACCCAGGACCUCCAUGACAAUCUGGACAAGUUCCCGACGCCUCCAACUUCUGCCCCUUCUGCUGGCCUGGGCAUCUCCAAUGUGCAUUCCGUCUCCGUGGAAUCGCUACCUGAGCCAGAUACUCAUGCUGUGGAACUGGCUGCUCUCAAGAACGAACAUGCUGACCGAGAGUUGAGCUCCACCAAGGCAGAGGGCGAGGCAACUCUUGCCAAGGAGGUGGCACUACUCAAGGAGACCCACGCCCGGGAAGUGGAGUCCCUCAAGGCACAGCACGCUGCUGCGCAAACCCAAGAGCUGGAGAACUUCAAGUCUGCUUUGGCCAAGCAAGUCGAAUCUUCAAAAGCAGAGGGCAAUGCUGCUCACUCUGAGCAGCUUGAGGCACUCAACGCAGCCAACACGCAGAUUAUCGAGGCGCAUAAACGCGAAAGCGAGCAAGCUCAGGCGCAAGCCUUGGAUCAACUAAGGACGACUCACGAGCGCCUGGUUGAAGAGCUGAAACAGACACACGCCUCCCAACUGACACAGGAAACGGAGAAGCUGGCAGCUGCACAUGCCCAGGAACUCCAGGCAGCGAGUCGUGAGAGUACGCAAGCCAAAGCUGCUGUGGCCGAUGACCUGAAACGCGAGCACAGCGCCAACCUCGCGCAAGAGGUUGAACGUCUCACAUCCGAGCAUGCCCAGGCACUUGCUGGGCAGCAGGCUGCUGCUGAGCAGUUGCGCAGCAAGGCUAUGGAGGAUCUUGCAGCUUCUCACAAGCAGGCCCUUGAGGAUCUUCGCAACACUUCCGACCAAUCAAAGACCAAGGAGAUUGAAGAGCUCAAGGCAUCCCACGCGCUUCUAUUGGAGCAGCUCAAGGCUGAGCACGAAGGCUCGAGGACGAAGCUGAGUGAGGAGCUCAAGACUGCUCACGAGCAGGCCCUUGGCCAAAGCCGAAGAGAAGCGGAAGAGUCGAAGACCGCAGAGCUCUCUGCGUUGGCUUUGGCACAUGCGAAAGCACUUGAGGACCUAAGGAAUGAAAAUGGAAGCUCACACGCCGAGCAGCUUGACGCUGGCUCAACGGGAACCGUGCGUAUAAGAAGGUCUCAGGACAGUCUCGCGAGCUCUUCUCAAUGGCAGAGAAUCGUCGAUCCAAGCACCACACAACCGCAAGAAGCUACCGUCGCUCGGCGCCCAGGUAGCGCGGCGAGUGCGCGAGCGUCUAUCCAAGACCUUCCCCCCUUGCCAGCCAACCACCGUGAGGUUAUUGAGGCUGCUCGGACUCAGUCUUCUAGUGGAGGAAAGGGCACCAUGGGCCCGCCACUCAUGCCGGCGUCAGCCUAUCGCUCUACCUCGUCGUCCCGACCUCGUACCCCUGGUAACCAGCGACCAAUGUCUUCUCAGUCCACCAGCAGCACAAUGCUACGUGCAGGACGAGCCUCGGCUGACGUGCAGUCGCCUCAACGCUUGCCCCCGCGUAGCCGCCAGUCUUCAGUGUCAUCCUUCGCAUCGGAAAUUGACACGAGAUUCAAUAUCCGUGGAGACAUGGGCAUGCACGCCGCCGGCUUCGGACCGAACACCGAUCCCCGCAUGAUUCAAGCAAUCACGCAGACCAUGAUCGGCGAGUAUCUCUGGAAGUACACGAGGAAGGCUGGUCGUGGGGAAAUGUCGGGGAAUCGGCACAGAAGGUACUUCUGGGUCCACCCCUACACAAGGACUCUGUACUGGGGCGACCGAGACCCGUCUACUGCGGGCCGUUCCGAACUGAAGGCCAAGAGCGUGUCGAUUGAGGCAGUAAGAGUCGUCACCGACGACAACCCAAUGCCACCGGGACUACACCGCAAGAGCUUGAUUGUCAUCUCUCCUGGGCGCACUGUGAAGUUCACAUGCACUACAGGGCAGCGACACGAGACCUGGUUCAAUGCCUUGUCGUACCUUCUCCUGCGCACAGGAAACGAGAAUCAGGCAGAUGUUGAAGAUAUCGCUGGUCAGAUAACUCAGGAAGACAUUGACGAAUUCAACCCAUCCGCCAACAAACGCCCCGCCAACGGAACCCGACCCCGUCCUCCGGCCUCCCUAUCGUCCUAUAAUUCCCGCACUACGCGUGGCACGGAUUCCCCUCAGAUGGAGAUGAGCAUGGCCAUUCCGACGCUGACACCGACACACGAACGCGGACCUGCGCGACCCGGCACACUGAGCCGUCUUAGUGGUUACUGGAAGUCGAGCACCGGUUCGAUUGGCACCUUUAGCAGCCGGCGGGGUCGUGGCCAUGUCAUUCCUGAUAAUGCCAUUUACGAAGCCAGCGAAGUCCAUGACAGCGCCGAGGAUCUUCGACAAAUCAUUGAACAGCAAGAUCGAGAGUCUGAUAAGCUCGAGAACGUCAGAGCCUGCUGUGACGGCAAACACGACGUGGGCAGCUUGUCACAUACACCAGCAAGACGUGGGCGUCUGUCUAGCCUCCAUGCCCACCCUAGCACGUAUGGCACAGCCUCUGGAGCUGCGUCAAACUCAGCAACGCCCGUCGGAACCGUGCGUUCGUGA